Messenger RNA from Nelumbo nucifera (sacred lotus), 2254 nucleotides. Its product is annotated as coleoptile phototropism protein 1-like. The record is from RefSeq and is a predicted model, not a curated record. Lineage: Eukaryota; Viridiplantae; Streptophyta; Magnoliopsida; Proteales; Nelumbonaceae.
AAUUCUGUUGGACAUGGAGAUGUUCAUUGAUCUUCAAUCCAGUGUUCAGAGAAUUGGUUACAAAAACUGAUCCAUGAACUAUUGUUUAGCUCAACUUGUUCAGAUGAGCAAGAUCAACUGUGCAUGUUGUGAUUCGAUGGAAUACUAGAACAAAUCAAACAUGUGCACUUAUUGAACAGACAGUAGCCAGUAGUGACUUAGCACUCUUCUAAACAGUAAACACUGACUGAGCAUCACGGGUGCCGAUUAGGUUUCCAGGUUUCCGGACAUUUUGGAUUCAAAGGAAAAGUCAUGAACACAUGCCCAUACACAAACACACAGCAAGAUAGAUAGAGAGAGAGAGAGAGAGGACAAGUGUCUCAUUAAAUGCAAAUAUACCUCAUGCAAUGAGACAACAUAACUCUCUGUAAGGACGUGAUGGAGAACAAAAUUCCAUUAUAACAAUAACCAAGAUUGACAGGGACUUUGAAACGGGAGACUCUGUUUUCAUCCAAUUCUUCCUAGUUUCAACGGUAAAGAAACCUUUUGAUUGUAAAAUUCCAAAUUGGUCACCUCGUUUUUCUGUAAUAGCAUCCCAGCCAAGAGGACAUAUGACGUGGUGGAUUUAUAGGAUAUUUCAGUCAUUUCGGCUUAUGAGCCUAUGGUGUGUAUUCUCUGGAACCUUACCUUUUUCUACCCUGUUGAUAGUAUAUAAUGUAAUAUGGGUUCCUUCAGAAGGACCACUCAGGAGUCAGGCCCUUAAGGCUCUUCUUCUAGUCCUCUGGGUUCUCUCUCUCUCUCUCUCCACCAGAAUGAAUAAGCUUACGUUGCCGGAUUCUGAUGCCAUGACCAGUAAGCCGACGACACAACUUGGAGCUGAAUGCUGGUUCGAUGAUGCAUGUAUCUUGGAUAUGGACUACUUCGUUAAGACCCUGUCUAGCAUUAAGGCCAAAGGGGUACGUCCAGACCUCAUCGGUUCAAUCAUAGCCCACCAUGCUUCUAAGUGGCUCCCUGAUUUGUCGGGCGAUGCAGUGAACAGGGUUCUCACUCAUUUGGAGGAAUCGCCAGGGAGUGUCACAUCCUUAUGGAUGAAGAAGAGAUUCUUCAUCGAGACUCUCGUCGGAAUUCUCCCACCAGAGAAAGACUCUGUUCCAUGCAAUUUCCUGCUGCGACUCCUCCGCACAGGCAACAUGGUCGGAGUUGAACCAGCUUAUCGAGCCGAGCUUGAGAAAAGGAUAGCAUGCCAGCUUGACCAAGCGUCCCUCAAGGAGAUCAUGAUUCCAGCCUUUAGUCACACAUGUGGGACCUUGCUAGAUGUUGAGCUCGUUCUCCGGGUGGUUAAGAGGUUCAUCAAUUUGGAUCAUACGGCCAAGAGUGGAGCUGCUUUAUCCAAGGUGGCGAAGCUUGUUGACAGCUACCUUGCAGAAGCUUCUCUGGAUGCCAAUUUGACAUUGCCUCACUUCGUUGCUCUUGCUGGAGCUUUCCCCAGCCAUGCCCGUGCCAUGGAUGAUGGGUUGUAUCGAGCUAUCGACACCUAUCUGAAAGCACACCCAGGCCUGUCGAAGCAAGAAAGGAAGAGUCUUUGUGGAUUAAUUGACAGCCGAAAACUAUCUGCAGAGGCAUCACUCCAUGCUGCACAUAAUGAGCGCUUGCCUGUCCGGGCUGUAAUCCAAGUGCUCUUCUCCAAACAUGUCAACCUCAACAAUCAGCUUGAUUGGAGUGGUUCACUUAGUGAAUCACGAAGUCCAAAUCCUGUGGCUGAGCCUCCAGUGCGGUGUAUGUCAAAACGCGAAAUGACAAUUCAGCAGAGUGAGAUAAAGAGAUUGCGUGAGGAUGUUCUUAGGCUUCAAAGGCAAUGCAACUCCAUGCAAUCACAGAUAGAUAGGCUUAUGGAAAAGAAGAAGAGCUUCUUUAAAUGGAGGAAGCUAGGAGGGCCUUUAUUCAAACCUCUCAGUGUGGGGGAUAGGGUUGAGGAGGCUGAGGGAGAACACCUCGGGUUUGGGCGUCAAACACCUAUGGAUAUGAAGACAAAACUGGUGCAAGGAAGAACCCCUCCCAAGUGGAGGAAAUCCAUGUCUUGAAGGACAGACGGCUUGGAAAAAGACCAUUCAAUCUAACCUGCUAAUUAUGCUGAUGUUAGUUGGUUAGUUUAUCUUUGUUUAUUUGUUUCCUAUAUUUUGCUCUCUGUAAUUUGCUCAAUGAAAUAGAUAAACUAAAUUGCAAUUAUAAUCCCGUUUAUGCUAUGGAAAGUGUUAGAGCAGGCCAGCUUUCUUGA